AUGCCUGACAGCGGUUCCUCCGGCUCCUACCUUGAUGAAUCAUACAUUCAUAUACAAGCUGAAUCCCCAAGUGAUCGUUCUACGGCAGCCUCCUACGAACGUUUGGAUGACAUCCCCAUCCGGGAAGACAUCGUCCAUCCGAAAGGCAUACCCUUCCCUGCACGACGCACACCCCACACUAGUGAUGCACAUACUAAACCACAUCAAUCGCCUCCCAUCGAAUCUCCCCCAAAAGGCCUCCCCGACGAACACAUCCAACACAACCGUCACUCGGAAGUAAAUUCCCAAAGCGAAUCUGCUUCCGCACCGCCCUCCCCACCUCGAGGUCCUGCAGACCUUCGUCUCUCAGUGAGCACCCUAUCACUCAGUCGUCCUCACGGACAUCACCACAGCUCAGACCGCGACCGUGAUCAUGACCGCCCGCGUCGUCGCCACACAUACGACUCCAACCAUGACCGUCAAAGUGGCGGGAGCGGCCAGCACGGCCGUAGCGGACGGCGCCACACUAGUUCAUCCUCCAAACAAAAACAAUACCGAGAGUAUGAACGCAUCCUCCUCUCCGUUUCAUCGCACUCGAAGGACAUGCGUCAAGUCCUGGCUGCCGCCCUGGACCAGCUCGAGGACUCUCGCGCUCGUGCUACCCGCGCUCAGCGCCUCGCCCUUGAACUCACACAACGGACCCGUGAGGCAGACGAUGAGCGGUUAUCUGUCACGCGUCAGGGAGGAGUGACUCGAGAGGAGCUGGGGAUGUACAAGGUCCAGUUGGCCAAUGCCCAGGCGCAGCUUGAUAGAGCUCAGGAGAGGCUGAAGCUUCACGAGGAGCAGCGGAGGGAUGCAGAGGCCGCGGCAGCCAGAGCAAGGGAUACGGCGAGGAAAUUGGAGCAGGAAAGGCUGGUUUGGCGAGCCAGAGAGGAGGGUAGGAGAUUAGGAUUCAACGAGGGGAUCAGGGCGGGAAAGAGAGUCGGGUUUUACAAUGGUCGGGAGGAAGGGUAUGACGAAGAGCGGAGGCGGAGGCCUCUUCGGGUGAUUGACGAUGAUCGUAGCAUUCAGGACGACGGACUGGUCAUGGUGGAAGGCGGUGGGCUCGAGGAGAGAUAUGAUGGCUAUCCACUCUAUGACGACCCCGUCCCAGAAGAAACAGGCCCUCCAGGUCUCAACGACCGAGAAAUCCCAUCCCAGAACGACCUUACAGUUCCCGGCCCUGCUGACUCUGAAAUCAUCGAAGAAAUACAAAUACAUCCUGACACCCCUCCCUCACGUCACCAACUCUAUCGCCCUCGUCGUCGGGCUUCCGGGUCUGGUUCGGAGUCUGGUGCAUCCACGACAACGCUCCCUAUCGCGUCAAGAGACUUCAACCUCAAUAAUCUCAGCGCACAGACUCGUGCCCCGCGUAUUCCGACACCCAACAUACCUUCGGUGAUCCCCGAAGUCGUUAACACGGAACCAAGUAGCUCAAGAACUCCGUCGAGGCGCGGAAGCGGUUUCGUGGACGAUGAUGGCGUAAAUGUCCACCGAACAUCCUCCCAACGCUCACAUCAAUCUCACCGUUCCCACCGCUCUGAACGUGGUGCUUCUUCUAUUCCCGCACCAUCCGAUUCAUCGCAGCCUAUACCCGUUCCGAUAACGCCAGAGAGCAUGUUUGGGUAUGAUGAUCAGGAAGGUGGUUAUGUACGAGGGCCACCGCCACAUUCUUCGCCUCCAGUUGUAGUCAAUGAUCGAGCGAAUGCUGGCUCUACUCCGGGACCACGAAUGGCUCCUCUCCGUCGUGAAUAUGCGGAAGUUGCUGCCAGUGAUGGCGGAGAUCUGAGUGGUGAUGAGUCUGUGAGGAGAACGAGGAGCGGGCGGAGAGUCGAUGGAAGGGAUAUUGCGGAUUAUAUACGAGGAGAUGGAGCGAAUGAAGAGAGGAGGGCAGCUGCUGCGAGGGCCGCUCGUUCUCCUCCACGCACUGGUCCUCCGCGCCCCCGUCCGGUCAGACUCAGCGUACCAGCACCGCUCGCACCUAGCCAAGACUCCGGUAGCGCGACUGAGACUCCACAGACUCAGCACCGCUCAAGGAAUCAGUCUAUGUCGUCGACUGGUAGUUGGAAUACGCAUCGACGGCAUCCCUCGGCCCCUCAGCCUCAUAUGGGGGUUUCAUCACCGCCACAACAACGACGGGCUCCGCCACCAUCCGUGCAACAGCAGAUGCCUCCGCCUCCACAGCCGUAUGUGCCUCCAUCACCACAGCAGUACGUUCCUCCACCACAGCAACAGUACGUCCCACCACCGCAGCAACAGUACGUUCCACCACCACAACAGCAAUAUGUUCCACCGCCGCAACAACAAUUUGUUCCGCCCCCACAACAUCAACCGAUGCAGUCGACUUCCCGGCGGCCUUCCGUGAAUAAUGGUUGGAAUCCGUAUACGACUCCCACUGGAGAAGCUUCUGCGACGCCGGGAUCUGGGCAGUCUACUGAACCUAUCGCGAUCGCGAUUCAGACUCCUUCCGGAUCCACACCAAGUCAACCCCAGAUGAACUCCGACGCCGACGAGGAAUACCUCACCUCAAAAUACAAACCGCCACAGCUACCCACGCCUUCCUCCACGGCCGGCCGUUCGCCCUCCGCUCUUUCGCACCCGUACCCACAGCGGCCCGACGAGUCUUCGUCGACAUUCUUCGCUGGAGCAGGACCGGACCAGAGUUUCAGAACACAUACUCCUGAUGGUUCAACGUAUGGUAGUGGCAGGGGUGAUGGUGCAUGGAAUAAUCCUGGUCAACGGAGAGAUUCUCGUGCGGAUGUGCCGAGUUGGGAGAGGGGGUACGCAGGGAGUCAAAAUGGGGACAACACGAAUUACAGCAACCAUUCGGGGAGUGUCAAUGGUCCUGGUUCUGGUUCCCGGUAUCCAGAACGGGUCCAACCAUCGAGGUCAUCUGGACACCUACGCCAAAAUUCGGUGCCUCAAGCGACAUCAUCGGGGAACGGUAAUCCUGUCCAAGUUUCUCGGUCGGCAUCGACUUCGAGUGCGAUGAGUGGGAGAGGGUAUCCCCAACAUCAGCAGGCGCAAUAUGCGCCGUCUGGCUCGAGCACUGGGAGGCCUGAGGGAAACCGACCUAGGUCUCCUUUCUAUGCCGAACCCGGUCCUGGCAUGAAUGGGUACGGUGGUUCGCAGGCACCAGCACCAGGUUCAAGCGUGCCGCCCCCACAUUCUCCGUCCCAGCAGAGUUUCUCUCAACAAGGCUCUUACCCCUCGGGCUUUGUUCCUGCACCAUCGACUUCCUCAUCUCAUCAUUCCCGUUCCAACUCUCGUUCCCAAGCUCCUCAACCUCAAUCAUCGCAGCCAUACCCACAACAAUACUCCCAGCCUACUCGGGUUCCUGUAUCCUCCUCCAGCAAUCACUCUGCACAGCAAUACGCGGGAUCCGUAGGAAACAGCAGUAACAACGGGGCUGCAGGUUACGCCCCUUCAUCUUCUCGAAGUCGGCAAGAUAGGCCUCCUCCAGGUCCUGGACCACCCCAACCUGGCAGGCCAUCUUCGCCCAAUAUUUACGCACCUCAUCAAAGCCAACCGCAAAGCCAAAGUCAGCAUCAGCGUUAUCAGAUACCGCCACAGGGUUCACACCCAUCUCAGCAGCCGGGUCCGCAUCAAUAUGCAGGGUCGAUGACGGGUCCGUCUUCGACUGACGGGAGGGUUCAUUAUGGCAACGCAAAUGAAGGCCGGAGAGCAGCUUCGCCUUCGAAUUUGUCAGCAUCGGGAGCGGGGGCAUCGACAUCGAGAUUUUAUGGCGGGAAUCCACAGGUACCAAAUGCGAAUGGAAUGCCGGCGGGACAGCAACCGGUGUCUUAUGCCUCGCAAGGGCCGCCUCCGCCACAGAGUCAUCCGAUAUAUUCUGCUCCGCAGGGCCCGGGAUCUGCGCAGGUUUCAGAACCUUCGCGAUCUGCUUCGACGCGUUCUCGUUCGGGCAGUGAGGCUCCUCUCCCUCACCCUGAGCCGUCCGUUCACAGGUCGCCCUAUCGCGGACCUACUAUGGCCCCCCCUUCACCCAGAAGGCAGAUGGCACGCUCACCUUCACCUAGACGCUCGCCUCGUCCGGCACCUCCUGUCCUACCAAUACCCGUACCUGGGAAUGCCUCAGCUGUCAGCCUCGCUCAAACAGUGCCCUACUCUGGCCAAGCAGGACCUUCAUCGUCCGUCUACCCCGAUCCCAGUUCUAACUCUAGCCCUCCUAGGGAAGGGGGUGGAAUCUUCCGUCGCUUGAGUAAGAAGGACAAGAAGAAGGACAAGGGCAAACAGAAGGUUGACAUCAAUCGCAUCUCUGCGCCCAUCUCACCCGUCAUUGGUGCUGCGGGCGUGUAUCCCUCUCCACGCGCUUCUCCGUCUGGUUUUGGGAGCAGGUCACCUAGCCCUGUUCCAGGGCUGGGAAUGUCACUGGCAGCGGGUGGAUCGCCCUUUGGGUCGGAUAUAUCGUUGCCGAUGAGGCCGGGAAGUCCGUAUAAGCAUUACAAUCCAAACGAGUCGUUGGAUAUCUCAGGGCUGGCGAGCGCGAGCGCUGAGAAGCUAGCGAUGUAUCCGUAUCGGUGAGCGACACUCGUUGAGAUGUGUUGUCCUCAAAGUAUAUGCGCUCUGAAUGUCGGCGCUGGCGCUACUCCAUUGCUAUCCAAAUGAGUCUCGAUUCUGUUACAUGUUUCACAGUUCCGUACAGUAGUACUGGCUUAUUUAUGCUCAAAUGUUUGUCUACCAUGUAUCAUGAUGUACUAAUAUCCUUCAGUCGGCAAUUCGUCCAAAUGUAUAUCGUUUACCUUUUCCCACCGUGCCAGUUUGAUACCACCUGUAACACUUUCUGUCCCAGUUACUAUGACAAGUGCCUUCCUUCACGCUCUCCUGCUUUGCUACCAUGUUUUGCUUUACGAGCUGCCGGAUUACUAUAUAC
Stereum hirsutum FP-91666 SS1 is the source of this 4909-nucleotide messenger RNA. RefSeq lists its product as uncharacterized. The coding region runs from base 1 to 4560 and encodes 1519 amino acids. Lineage: Eukaryota; Fungi; Basidiomycota; Agaricomycetes; Russulales; Stereaceae. The record is from RefSeq and is a predicted model, not a curated record. The transcript is spliced from 6 exons.